Molecule: messenger RNA, 1448 nt
Organism: Rubroshorea leprosula
Lineage: Eukaryota; Viridiplantae; Streptophyta; Magnoliopsida; Malvales; Dipterocarpaceae
Source: the annotation of a GenBank genome assembly
GAAACCUCAAAUGUGGAGCCUCGGAGGAAAUCAAAAUUUAUUACUCACGAGGCUGCGGUCAACAUGAUCAAACGUGAGUGAGAUCCACAACGUGCUUUGGAAAUGUUUAAUAUGGUAGCUCAGAAAAAGCGUUUUAAUCACAACAAUGCCACCUAUGCGGUUAUCCUUCAGAAGCUUGCUCAGUCAAAGAAGUUUCAGGCUGUUGAUGCAAUUCUUCGCCAAAAUGACCUACGACGCUUGUAAAAUUCGUGAGGGUAUAUUCCUUAACCUCAUGAAGCAUUUCUCUCAACUUUCUUUACAUGAAAAAUUACUUGAGAUGUUGUAUGCAAUUCAAUCAAUUGGUCGUGAAAAGCCCUCUUUGAAAGCCAUCAGCACUUGUCUUAAUCUCCUGAUUGAAUCAAAUCAAUUUGAUUUGACCCAAGAUUUUCUCUUGAAUUCCAACAGAUCUCUCAGUUUGAAUCCCAAUACAUGCAUUUUCAACAUCUUUGUUAAGUAUCACUGCAAGAAAGGAGACAUUGAGUCUGCCUUUGAAGUUGUAAAGGAGAUGAAGAAAUCCAAAAUUUCUUAUCCUAAUCUGAUUACAUAUUCGACUGUGAUGGAUGGCCUCUGCAAAAAUGGAAGAUUCGAAGAAGCAAUUCAGUUGUUUGAGGAAAUGGUUGGUAAAAAUCAGAUCCUACCUGACAGCCAAACCUAUGAUGUUUUGAUUAAUGGCUUUUGCUGCAGAGGGAAAGUGGAUCGGACUAGAAAGAUAAUGGACUUUAUGAAGAACAAUGGCUGCACUCUGAAUGUAUUCAAUUACUCAGCCUUAAUGAAUGGAUUUAGCAAGGAGGGAAGGUGGCAAGAGGCCAAGGAUUUUUUUGAUGAAAUGAAGAGUAUUGGCCUGAAACCUGAUACAAUCACCUAUACUACCUUGAUUGGCUGCUUUUGUAAGGCUGGAAAGACUCUGCUCAGAAGGAAGGUAUCAGGAGGCUCUUCAGAUGGUCAAGAAACUGCUGAUGAUGGUGUCUAUCUAAAUAAAGCAAGUUACCGGGUUGUGUUGAAUUCCUUGUGCUCCAGGAAUGACUUGAACAAGGCUACAGAGCUGUUGGAUCUGAUGCUAAGCCGGGGGUUUAUACCACAUCACUCAACCUCAGAUGAGUUGCUAAUGGGCCUAUGUAAGGCUGGAAUGGUAGAUGAUGCACUUGCAGCACUUGGAGGGUUGGCAGAGAUGCCUAACAGACUCAAAUCUUGAAUAGUCUUCAAACUGACAGACUUCUGAAAUUCUUUCAAGAAAUUACAAGCAACAAAACACGUUGAAGCUGUACUCCAAACUCUAAACCGCCUGCGUCAAGUCUCAUUGGCUUAACAACCCUUCAAGUUGUCAUCAUGUGGUUAGUCCCAACGUAAGAUUCGAGACAUCACACAAUACUCAAAGGCAAAAGAUUUACAAAUCAAAUCCCAUUUCUUGG